GUCCAAAAAUCCAUCUCAAAAUUAGAUUUCUAAGAGGGGUCUCAUUUCUACAUGGACUCAGAUAAACCACGUUCUUUUAAUAUUAUUAGGGAAACAUUAGUUACUGUCCAAAAGUUCUCCUUACAUCCUUACCCAAAUAAAUGUAUCCACUGUGUCACACCCAAUAAGCAUCAUGCACAUCAAGUAUUUACCAUUAUGCCCACUACCUUAUAACCCUUGAUUUCUAGCACCCAAACAAAUCAAAACCCAUGUCUCACCAUUCACCCACAUACUUAGCCCUGCUAAAGGCCAACACCAACCUCAAACAACUCAAGCAAGUGCAUGGCCACAUCAUAACCACCACCUCCUCUCUCUACCCACAAAGCACCCCUCUCCUCACAAAGCUUCUCUCUCUCUACACCUUCUCAGGCUCCAUCUACCACUCUCUACACAUCUUCAACUCCAUCCAAAACCCUGACAAAUUCCUCUACAACUCAUUCAUUAGAGCCUCAGCCCACUGCAACUUUCCCCACCAUGCCCUCCUCCUCUUGUCCCUCAUGCUCAACUCUGGUUUCUCUCUCUGCACUUUCUCUCUCACCUCAGCCAUCAAAGCUUGCUCUGAUCUCUCUGCCGCCUCCCAAACUGGUCGUGAAAUCCAUGCGCGAGCUGUGCUUGCAGGCUUUGGCCCUGACUUGUAUGUUCAAACGGCCUUAGUGACUAUGUAUGCCAAGUCUAAUGAUUUGGAAACCUCUCGGAAAGUGUUUGAUCACAUGACUCUAAAGAGUGUGACGACUUGGAAUGCGAUGAUUUCAGGUUAUGAGCAAAAUGGGUGGAGCGUCGAAGCACUCUCCAUGCUCCGUCUCAUGCGGAGUGCUUGUGUGGCACCCGAUUCUGCUACCUUGGUGUCUGCUCUCUCUGCUUGUGCACAAAUUGGGGCUCUUGAUAUGGGAGAGAGCCUUGAGUCCGAAACCCAUGCAACCAUACACAACCCUGGAGUGGAGCUACACACCGCCAUCCUGACCAUGUAUGGCAGGUGUGGAAAAGUGGAUAAAGCACGAGAGGUUUUUGAAAUGAUACACAACCCAAAUGUGGUCUCGUACACAGCCUUGAUCUCAGCUUAUGGAAUGCAUGGACAGGGUGAGGAGGCGGUGCAUGCAUUUGAGAGAAUGAAAGCACAUGGUGUGCACCCAAAUGCUGUAACACUCACUGCUGUGCUCUCGGCUUGUGCACACUCAGGGCUUGUGUAUGAAGGCCUUGAAGCAUAUGACUCCAUGACAAAAUGCUAUGGCAUGAAACCAUCAGUCGAGCACCGUGUAGCCAUGGUGGACCUUCUAGGGCGCAAUGGGUUUCUAAAGGAAGCUGCCAGGUUCAUCGAGUCUAUCCCUGGAGAGCCCCAACCACCGGUCUUAACCGCCAUGAUUGGUGCAUGUAUGGUGCACAAGAGGUUUGAUAUGGGAGUAGAGUUUGCAAAGAGGCUUCUUUCUCUAGAACCUGAUAACCCUGCGCACUAUGUUCUUCUCUCUAACCUCUAUGCGGCUUCAGGGAGAGCUGAUAGGGUUGAGAUGGUUAGGUCCAUGAUGACUGAGAGAGGAUUGAAGAAGCAGCCUGGGUUCAGCUCAAUUGAGGUUAAAGGAGAGGUUCAUGUGUUCUGGAAUGGCGAUAAGUCGCACCCAUCUAGUGAGAGAAUUUAUGAAGAAUUAGAGGAGCUUGUAAGGAGAAUAAGGAAAGUGGGUUAUGAACCAGAGACCGGUGCAGUACUCCAUGAGAUGGAGGACGAAGAGAAGGAAUAUGCACUUCGAUUUCAUAGUGAGAAACUGGCUAUCGUGUAUGGACUAAUGAGCAGUAGAGAGGGGGAGGAGAUCAGGGUGGUAAAGAACUUGAGGAUGUGUGAGGAUUGCCAUUCAGCUAUCAAGUUGAUCUCAAAAGUUGUGGGGAGAGAGAUUUUGGUGAGAGAUAAGCUUAGGUUCCACCAUUUUAGAGAUGGGGCAUGUUCUUGUAGGGAUUGUUGGUGACAGAUUACAGAAGCGAUAAUGAAAGAGAUGUUGGCAUCUAGAUGCAUCUUUAAUUGUUCAAAAGAUAUACAAGCAGCAUAUAAUCUCUCUCUC
Messenger RNA from Amborella trichopoda, 2084 nucleotides. RefSeq names its product pentatricopeptide repeat-containing protein At2g33760. NCBI's taxonomy places the organism in Eukaryota, Viridiplantae, Streptophyta, Magnoliopsida, Amborellales, Amborellaceae. The record is from RefSeq and is a predicted model, not a curated record. Gene Ontology annotation, biological process: RNA modification. Gene Ontology annotation, molecular function: protein binding; zinc ion binding; RNA binding.